AUGGCUUUGUUUCCACCAGUGGAUUCUGUGCUGUCAUAUCCUAAGCUUGUUAGCAGUUCCCAGCUGCAACACCAGAAGAACAACUUUCAGCGUGAAAUCACACCGGACAAAGUCAAAAGUUUAAAGGAUCUCUAUGCCCAAAAGAGCCAAAGCCAUUUGUGUUCGUAUUCUGCAGAAAGCAAUCAAUACAUCUACAGGCACAGAGACUUCUGUUCAGAUGGACUGCAGAGCAAGUAUCUCACCAGCCAGACCAAGGAUCUCACCAGCCAGACCAAGGCUCUGCCCGUUAAAUCAGUAGGCGGACAGAAAGAAGGAGUGGACCGUGCUUGUCCCCUGAAACCAGUUUUUCACCACAAGGGCAUGAGUGUUCCAGUGGUCAAAACAGCACAGCUCGGAACUUCCCCAUACAUGGAGGAACCUCCAAAUAGUAGGCCUAGCUCACUGAGCAAAGGGACGCCUCCAGCAGGAAGCUCUACACUAGCUGCAGCUCUCUCUCCUCGGACAGCAGAGCCAAAACAGUCAGCCUCUUAUCUAUAUAGGAGAGAAUCGGCUUACAUACUGAAGUUAGAGGCAGAUGGACGGAACAUGGAAGAGGAAAUUCGAAAGAAGGAAGCCCUCCUCAGAGAGAAGCUGAGGAGAACAGAGGAGUUGCUUAGGAGGAUUCAAAGAGAGAAGGAGCUUGUUGGUGCAGAGGAGAGAAAAGACAGAGAAGCAGAGAAGACCCAUGAGCAGAAGGCUGCAAGGCAUCCUGAGGUGAAAACUGUCAGAGUUGCCAUCAGGCCAGAUGAUGGAGUCUUUGGUGGGGUGCAGUCAGCAGAGGCCACUAUCCCGAAGCCUGGCACUACCUUCCACUCCCAAGAGCUGGCUAUGGGGAAGCUCAAGAAGGAGCGGCUGGUGGCCGGCAACAGCAAAAUUCGAGACCGCGUACCCAUGGAGCGUUUAGCCUCUUCUUCAAAGCUGUCCCCAAAACAUACUCCUUCUCCCUGUGCCCUCUCUGACCGAGAUUCUGGUUGCCACCUAUCAGCAGAGGUGCUGCAUGUGCAGAAUGCCAGUGCUGUGGAGCCGGAGGGGCUUGGACAGUGCAGCUUCUGCGGACGGAAGUUUCUCUGCACUAGGCUUGAGAAGCACAUGAGUAUCUGCAGAAAGAGCCAAGGCUCCAGGAAAGCGUUUGACUCCAGAAAGGCCAGAGCUAGGGGCACAGCACUGGAACAGUAUCAGCAGCGGGAGAGCUCAGAGAGGCCUCAGAAUAAACCACCCAGCAGUAACUGGAAAGAGAAGCACACGGUUUUAAUCCAGACCCUGUGCCAGACCCGCCAGGUGCAGCAAGUCCUCUCUAAGGGCGGGAAGGUGUCUGACCUGCCCCCAUUGCCUCCCAUUGAAAACCCGGACUAUGUUGCCUGCCCCCACUGCAGACGACGAUUUGCUCCCCGAGCAGGUGAGAGACAUAUUCCCGCAUGCAAAAACAUCAAGAGCAGGCCCCCGCCCCCCCCACGGAGGAGGCAAUGCUGA
Apaloderma vittatum (bar-tailed trogon) is the source of this 1509-nucleotide messenger RNA. It is a transcript of the gene ZC2HC1C, whose product is annotated as zinc finger, C2HC-type containing 1C. The transcript is spliced from 2 exons. The record is from RefSeq and is a predicted model, not a curated record. The coding region runs from base 1 to 1509 and encodes 502 amino acids. NCBI's taxonomy places the organism in Eukaryota, Metazoa, Chordata, Aves, Trogoniformes, Trogonidae.